Brassica rapa (field mustard) is the source of this 5104-nucleotide messenger RNA. RefSeq names its product E3 ubiquitin-protein ligase PUB23. Gene Ontology annotation, molecular function: ubiquitin protein ligase activity. The record is from RefSeq and is a predicted model, not a curated record. Gene Ontology annotation, biological process: protein ubiquitination. Lineage: Eukaryota; Viridiplantae; Streptophyta; Magnoliopsida; Brassicales; Brassicaceae.
UAAUUAGUUCAUUAAUUAUAAAUAUUAAAAUGUUAAAAUCCAAAUAAUUGUUACAUGUACCACCGUUAUUUUUAUUUUUCCUAAUUUCAAAAGCUCAAAAAAAAGAUUUUACGAAUUGUUGAAAGUUAGUUUAGAUUUUUUUUUUUUUGACAACCGUUAGUUUACGAAUUGUUGAAAGUUAGUUUAGAUUAUUAACAUCAAAUAUAAUAAGAGAAUUAUUAAUUAAGAUGACAACAUUGAUAAAAUGUGUUCUAAAUUGUUCUUUUAACAUAUGUAAAAAAGGAAUUCUUUCAAAUAUUUUAUCAAAAAAUUGAAAAAUAUUUCUGCUCUUCUAACUCAUCCACACUAUGAACCAUGCAUUCAAAUGAGAGCAACAAGUUUAUCCCAUGCUUGAGUAUCAAAAUCUCGCACUCGUGAACUUUGUCUAUCUAGAAACGUGAGGCACAUGGAGCAUACGAAAUGGGUUGCAACGAUUGAAAAUUUGAGCCCAAUUCAUCAUGCCAGAUGAAUAAAAAUUACAAUAUAAAGAAUAUCUCAAACGACCCGUUUAAAAAACAAACACACAACAACGUUUAGCUAUUCAGUGAUCACAAACAUUACUUCAUUGAAGAAUUUUUCCAACAUCACCGCUUUGUUGAGGCCCAAUUUAAUGACUUCUACAGCGUCAUACAACAACUUUGUAAAAGUUGAGAUCAAUUUGAACUUUAAGCUUUUCCUCCUGUAUACAGACUGUACCGCCGAUUAAACCAGCUGUGACCAGACUGGUCAUGGCCCUCAUGGUGCUUAUUUACGGAUAAUUAACGGACUUUAAUCCCCACGCCACGAUGUUGCAUAUCCUACCAUUAUUUCACUUUUACGGUUUUACCACAUAGUUUUAGCAUCUACAUAUUAUGAUGUAAUGCAGAUUUCAAAUACAUAUACAGGAUGAAAUACUAGGAGAUGUUUCAUAAAAAUCUCAAAAAAACUUUAUACUAGGAGAUGUUUCAUAAAGGAAGAAAUUCUAAAACUAUAUUUUAAAUUGCUACAAGAUCUGUAGAUGCAUUUUAUCUAGCAAUUGCAACUGUUAGUCGUAAAGUAAGAUUAUAUUAUUGAUUAAAAUUUCUUACAGAGUGUUGUCAAAUAAAUUAGUGAAUUAGCUGGCAUGAAUAUAUAAUAUUAUACUUUGUUAUUCUAAGACAGUUUCAUACACGCAGACACAUUCCUGCUACGUUUUUAUUUCUGAACAAUCAUUCAUGCUAUAUUGUUUUUUUUUUCAUGCUAUAUUAUUUAUGUAUUUUAAACCGUGUUAUUUUGCGUAAGGUGUGGCAUAAGCUGUUGAAGUUCCAUGCUAUUUAUUUGAUUCCAGCCGUAAAAUGAUACAUUUUGUCCCCGUAUAUGUAUAUUUGAUUGAUCUUCUACAUAGACGAUUGUUGCUUUAUACAACUUCAUCCCAAUAAGAAUGAUCAUUUCAUAAUCCCCUAAUGUGUUAUAACUGUAUGAUUUUAUCAUCUAAUCAUACACUUAUUUAUUUUGCUAAAGCAUUGUAAGCUCCUGUCAGAAACUCAAUCAUACAACACGACCUUUCAUGAUCUGCCCAUAUUAUAUUUUUAAGCCCUACAUAUCUAGUAUAGUGGUUGCUCUCGUAAAAUUAAACAUUGUCCAUAUUAUUAGACUUUGACACCUAAAUAGACAGCCGUUUACAAUUAUAUCAUGAUGCGCUUCACAGAAUUGUCAAAGUAAGUAUGAAAUCAAGAAAAACGGUUUAGUGAGAUGGCAAUAUUCAAAUUUUGAAGAUUGUAGAAGAAGUUGAACAUUAACUAUCUAUGAGAUAUAAGUUUAUAUGGGUCCAAUGGACCGCUAAUGGCACUUAAUUAGGUCUUGUCGGUAACUAACGAGGAAACAAUCAAAGGAAACCAACAUUUUCUAAAUUAGAAGUAAAGGUCACCCAUAAGUUAUAACUGCAACCAUGGAAAUGGUAAACGACGUUAGAAUAGCCUAUGACACGCCAAUCUCUGUUGUUACCCAUAACUAACUGCCAACUCCAGUGGAUAUCCUUAGAUUUUGCUUCUUAUGAUGUUUCCAUUAAAGUAGUAUGCAACGCCAAUCACUGUUGUUGUUGUUUCACCUGCUGUAACUACGCAGUCUACACUCACUCCAGAAUCUACAUGCGUAGUGGCAGAACCAGCAAUCCCUAUGACUAGUGUAAGAGAGUUCAAUUCUACUACUGGGUUAAACAACAAAAAUACUCCCGUGUUGGGUUCUCCUCAUGGUAACAUUUUCUACUCCCUUUCUUUUGGAUUCAUUGAUUAAUGCAAUUGAAGGGAUUGGUUUUGGUAAAAAAUUUACCAUUUUAGAUAUAGAGUUUUCAGAGUUUGAGAUCUGGAUGAUCCUUCUAAAAAACUCAUGAAAAUUAAAUAAUAAAACCUACACAAAAAUUCCAAAAGAUGCAAUAGAACAUGGUAGAAGAAUGAAUAAAUAGAAGCUGUGACGGAUGUGGAGGUUGCAGCUCUUCAUCUUAAAUGACUUUAUAAAUUUUCAAGAUCUUCCUUUUGCAUUUGUGAUGAUCUUGGCCUGAGCGUCGGUUCAACCUCAUCCCACCCCACUAUCAAAUUCCACAGAUGAAAAAUUUCUACCAUUUUCAUGUAUUCGCUUUAUAUAUAUGUUUUCUUAACUGUAAGAUUUACAUCAGUCGUAAAGUAAAUUGUCUUCUUACUUUUGAUUUGAUAUCAAUUUUUAAAACCAAAAAGUUCAAAUUGGAGAGCUGGAUCAAAUUAAAGACAUUAACGUCAAAUAUGUAAAACUUCACCAAAAUUCCUAUAUUUUAAAUGACAAGGUACUAACGAAUGUGUAACCGUUACUAUUUCUUUGCUACGAGGCCACAAAAAAAAAAAAAAAAGAAUCAUAUUUAACAUUCAUUUAAAAAGAAAAAGAAGAAUCAGUGGUCAAAUGGGAUGGCAAAAAAUUAUGUAAAACUAAAAACUUAAAAAGAUAGGAAGAACAAUCAAUUAUGGCAUGUGAUUAAUAAAAAGAUCCCAGACACAAAACAGACACUGUUCUCUUCACCACCGUCACGACCCAAUGAAUCUUUACUUCAUUGUCUUACUCUUAUCCGUUUGGUUACAACUCCCCUCUGAAAAGUCAAACCACUCAUACGUCUCACGUGUUUAUUAAAACUAUUAUUUUCGUACACCACCCAACUCAAACGUAAAAGAAAGUCAAAUCUAUGUUCCUCGUCCGUUCCAUAACAAAAUAAUACUAAUAAACUUACAUAGGGGCAGGUUUUUUCUUGUUUUGGCAUAUAUAGGGACAGCUUUACAAAGAGUAUAUGUAUUUUCCGUGUUUUGACUUUUUAAUAAUUGUGAAAUUCAACCAUUUCAUUUAUAUUUAAAGCCCCCAAGCUCCUCUCUCUCUUUUUAUUCAAACCAAUUCACAUCUUCCCAAGACCCAACUACUACAACUUGUAGCAAGAAAAAUAUACUAUAGUUUUUGUCUUGCUUCCUCAGAUUCUUUGUUCAAUAUAACUCAUCUUGGUUCUCGUCAAAAAUUCACAACCUCCUUAUUACUAGUUCCAUGGAUGAAGAGAUCGAGAUUCCUCCUUUCUUUCUUUGCCCAAUCUCUCUAGAGAUCAUGAAAGAUCCGGUGAUAGUCUCUACGGGAAUAACCUACGAUAGAGACAGCAUCGAGAAAUGGCUCUUUUCAGGUAAGAAGAACUCGUGUCCGGUCACAAAACAAGACAUAACCGACGCAGAUCUCACCCCAAACCACACUCUUCGACGUCUCAUCCAAUCUUGGUGCACUUUAAACGCAUCCUACGGCGUGGAGAGGUUCCCGACCCCGAGACCUCCGAUAUGUAAAUCUGAGAUCGAAAAGCUCAUAAAAGAUUCAGCCUCUUCUCAUCAAAACCAGGUCAAGUGUCUCAAAAGACUACGUCAGAUAGUGUCGGAGAACAAGACCAACAAGAGGUGCUUGGAGGCAGCAGGAGUACCGGAGUUCUUGGCCACCAUCGUAAGCAACAACGAGUCAGAGAACGUGUUUGACUCUUCGAUGAGUUUGACCGACGAAGCCCUCAGCUUACUAUACCAUCUUGAGACUUCAGAGACAGUUCUCAAGAACCUUUUAAACAACAAGAAAGGUAGAGAUAUUGUUAGCUCGUUGAUAAAGAUCAUGCAGCGAGGCAUGUACGAAUCUAGAGCCUACGCAACUUUGCUUCUCAAGAACAUUCUUGAAGUAGCGGAACCAAUGCAUAUUAUGAAUUUGAAGCCAUCGGUUUUCACUGAGGUCGUCCAGAUCUUGGACGACCGGAUCUCGAACAAGGCGACAAAAGCUGCUUUGCAUAUAUUGGUGAACAUAUGCCCAUGGGGAAGGAACAGACACAAGGCCGUGGAAGCUGGAGCGAUCUCUAUGAUGAUUGAGCUUCUCAUGGACGAGAGCUUCUCAUCAGAUAGGAGAGGUCCAGAGAUGGCGAUGGUGGUUCUUGAUCUGUUGUGUCAGUGUGCGGAGGGACGAGCCGAGUUCUUGAACCACGGAGCAGCUAUAGCAGUGGUGUGCAAGAAGAUACUGAGGAUUUCGCAGACGGCGAGCGAUAGAGCUGUUAGGGUUUUGUUAUCGGUGGGAAGGUUCUGCGCGACGCCGAGUUUGCUGCACGAGAUGUUACAGCUGGGGGUCGUAUCGAAGCUGUGUCUUGUGCUUCAGGUUAACUGUGGAAGCAAGACUAAAGAGAAGGCAAAGGAGUUGCUUAAGUUGCACGCUAGAGUUUGGAAGGACUCGCCUUGUCUCCCAAGAAACAUGAUUCUUGCAUAUCCCUCGUGAUGAAACCAAGAAAACAACGUAAACUAGUCGGAUUCUCAAUGAGUGCAAACGCUUAUAUGAGAGUUGCUCUUCGUAAUUUGUUGAAAAGACUUCUGGUUUAUUCCUAUAAUUAUCCAACCAUUUUAGUUUUCUAUACGUUUGAUGUUCAAGAUGUAGAUAAUAGGGGAACUUGUUCAUCAAAUUAUUAUUCCUUAGAAAGAAAAAAACUGCAAGAUAUGAAUGAAUCACAUUUUACAUGGCUGUUCUCUCUUGUUUAAUAUUUUGAAACGAUUCUGUUCGUUGUAUGUUUUUCUUUUGAGUAUAUCCUUUUCCAUUA